This is a messenger RNA of Diabrotica balteata, 1441 nucleotides long. The record is from the annotation of a GenBank genome assembly. NCBI's taxonomy places the organism in Eukaryota, Metazoa, Arthropoda, Insecta, Coleoptera, Chrysomelidae.
AUUAAACUGUUAGUAGACCAGGUACCUUCGUUACAGAUUCAGAAUGGUACCACUUAUAUUACUUUCAUUAGUUAGUUUAACAUGGGCUCUUCCUGAUGUUCUUUUGGGUCCUGAUCUGCUUCUCGAGACAAAUUUAGAACCUAAACAAGAUAUACCUGACAGUGACUAUCGUUUAUCUGAAACAACAGUGCCGUCCAAAUACGACCUACUUUUGAAUGUCCCAAGAGAAUGUUUUGAAGGAAAAAGUAAAACUUACAGUGGGAUCGUUAGCGUAAUCUUUUCUGUUUCUGAACCUAAAAACACAAUAUUGAUAAAUUCUUUAGUUAAUAUUUCAAGCAUUACAGCUACUGAGUACAAAAGUGGCCAGAGUGUAGAAGUUGGUGGAUUUUAUCCCAAUUCAACUACGCAAAUAGUGGAAAUACAAUUUGCAAAUAAUUUAAUUGUUGAUGUUGAUUAUGAAUUACAAAUAAAUUUUACUAGUCAAUUGAUAAAUCUGAUAGGAUUUUAUACGAACGAAUAUUUGGCUGACGGAGCUACUGAAUAUCUUGCUACGACACAAUUUGAACCAAACUAUGCUAGACUGGCAUUUCCUUGUUUUGAUGAACCCCAAUAUAAGGCAAUUUUCACUUUAACUCUUAUCCAUCCAUCUGACUUCCUUGCUGCUGCCAACACUCCUAUUGCUGAUGCACAAAAGAACGAUGAGACAAGUAUGACAACAACUGUUUUUGAAGAUACACCUAUAAUGUCCCCCUAUCUAUUAUCAUUUACCAUAUCAAAAUAUAACUGUUCGACCACCACCGACAGUGCCAUUGUUCAUGAAGUUUGUACAAGAAGAGAUUUUGCUUCCCAAAGAGAAUUAGCUUUAGAAUAUGGAGUAAAGUUCUUAAACGCCUUAGGAACAUGGACACAGCUCCCAUAUGAAACUUUGGGUAUUAGUAAAAUGGAUCAAUACAGUUUCCCGACUUUCGGUGCUGGAGCAAUGGAAAAUUGGGGAAUGGUGACCUAUCAAGAAUAUGCACUUCUAUAUAGUGCCCAAGACACCUCCAACCGUGACAAACAAGAGGUUCUCAUUACAAUCGCCCAUGAAUUUUCUCAUAUGUGGUUUGGAGAUUACGUAACAACAAAAUGGUGGAAUAGUGUGUUCUUAAACGAAGGUUUUGCUGCAUAUUUUCAAUAUUUUAUAUUUAAUCAGCUCCCAGAAUUGACAGAAUUUGAAAUGAACAAACAGUUUAUUAUUGAAGGUCAAGUAGGAGCUUUGCUAUCAGAUGCAGAUAAUUCCUCAUCAUCUUUAACUUCUGAACCACCGUCGCCCAUAGACAUAUGGAACAAAUUUGGCGCAAUAUCUUAUAAUAAAGGAGCCAGCAUUAUAAGAAUGGUCGAAAACACAGUAGGGUCAGAUAGAUUUAAAAGGAUUCUGCACAAUUAUUUGGUGCAACAGUAA